UCUAGAGGAUUGGGCUGCUUUACAUAUCGAUUCUUCGUGUUAAUAUGGAUCCGCGUUUUCUCACUCUCGUUCGUUUGCUAUUCUGUUACAGAACGAAGCCGGCAGAGUGCGAGGGAGUGCCGUGCUCGUAAGAAGCUGAGGUAUCAGUACCUGGAGGAGCUUGUGGCCGAUCGAGAAAAGGCGGUGCUUGCUCUGCGGAAAGAGCUCGAGAUGUAUCGUCAGUGGACUCAGGAAUUGGACGCCGGACAAGUCCCCGAAGGACUUCAGGCGAUGCUGGAGGAACUCGGCUCGCUGAAACGGGAACAGUCCAACAGCAACUAAGUGGCUAAGGAGGCGAGGAAUAAGGAAGUCACGUGGAUCGAGCCGUUCCAUUUAUCUUGUUCCUCCGAUCGAACCCCCCCCCCCCCUUCGUAGUCGAGCUUUCUUUCCGUCUUCUCUUAUCUCCCUUUCCCUUUUACUGUUCUUCGAGGCAAUAGGGAAUAAUUGGCUGGCGUAUCUGAAAUUUUAUCUUUUACUUCGGGUACUUCUAUACCGCGAUUGAUCCAUUGAAUGAACCGCGAAAAGUGGAUUUUCCGGCCUUUUUGAAAAAUACGUUUUUUAUGCGAAAUAGUGAAAUUCUUUCCUCCUGUUUUUCCUCCUAAUUCUCUCACCGAACGGCGGAAUCGUUAGCCUUGAUUACCUCGUUACCUCAUCAUGUUACCUUUUUUUAUACGUACAUUUUGUUAUCGCGACUCGUUACGUUGACACAUAUUUUUUAUUCUCGUUGAUUAAGGACAUCGGUCGGCCUCAUGUUUAGAAUGUACCUUCCUUGCAUGAUCGUUGCGAUAUAAGAAAGUAAUUAUAGAUAUAUUACUGUUAACGCCUCGAAGGGAGAAAAACGGUCGUUGUAUGUCAAAGUAUAUCUAUAUAUUCAGUAUUGUCUGUUUGAAAAGGGCGUCGUUGCGAGAUUUCCUCGUUGACCAUUUACCGAUUCGUUUGAACUUUAUCGACACGCAGUAUUUCUUGUACUGCAGAGAAUUCAUCGUUUUGUACAAAUUACGUCAUUACAAAAGUUGAUUCAUAUAUGUGUACGGAAGAGUCUGAUAGUCGAAUAAACCAAUAUUUUUCGAUGAAA
Messenger RNA from Mycetomoellerius zeteki, 1114 nucleotides. Its product is annotated as cAMP-responsive element-binding protein-like 2. The annotation marks the transcript as partial. The record is from RefSeq and is a predicted model, not a curated record. Gene Ontology annotation, biological process: regulation of DNA-templated transcription. Gene Ontology annotation, molecular function: DNA-binding transcription factor activity. The transcript is spliced from 2 exons. Gene Ontology annotation, cellular component: nucleus. NCBI's taxonomy places the organism in Eukaryota, Metazoa, Arthropoda, Insecta, Hymenoptera, Formicidae.